Molecule: messenger RNA, 710 nt
Organism: Ruditapes philippinarum (Manila clam)
Lineage: Eukaryota; Metazoa; Mollusca; Bivalvia; Venerida; Veneridae
Product: interferon-inducible GTPase 1-like
Exons: 2
Coding region: 48-659 (203 amino acids)
Cellular component (GO): membrane
Molecular function (GO): GTPase activity; GTP binding
Source: RefSeq, a predicted model, not a curated record
AUCGGUUGGACUAAUAAAUCAUUCUCAAUAUUUAUUAUAGAUUCAUCAUGGCAGAGGCACAACCACAAAUGGGAGGAAUAAGAGGAAUUAUAAACAGGUUGGUAAGAAACUUUUACAGUUAUGUUCCAACGGAAAGAGCUUCAAGAGGCGACAUUUUUGAUAAAUACAAAAUGGAAAUACAAAAUAAGGGAAUAAAUGGUCUAAAAAGUCUUCUUAGUAAGGACUUGAAAAAUUGGUCAGAUGUCGAACUACAUGCAGCUGUCAUUGGGGGUACCGGAUCUGGGAAGUCAACUUUCAUCAAUUCAAUAAGAGGCCUGAGAGCUAAAGAUCAAGGCGCUGCGAAAGUUGGUUCUAAUGAAACCACAACACAAUGUCAACCAUACAAACACCCACUUAAUGAUAAAUUUGUUAUUUGGGACCUGCCUGGAGUUGGAACACCUUCUUUCCCUAUGGGAACACCUUCUUUCCCUAUGGACAGUUAUUUAGAAAGAGUCAGCUACGAUAAAUACGACUUUUUCAUCAUAAUGACUAAGGACAGAUACACCGUAAAUGACGAAUGGCUAGUGCUUGAAAUACAAAAGCUGAAGAAAACCUUUUUCUUCGUACGUGCAAACAUCGAUAGGGAUAUUCAAAAUGCCGAAGAAGAUGUUACUGAUUAGGAUGAAAAACAAUUUCUUCAAGAAAUUAGAUCGAGAACAAUCGAAGAACUU